AUAUUAUGAGCUUUCAAAGAUUUCGUAUACAAGGUCUUACUCCCUCGGAGUUACCACCGCAAGGAUUGGCAGCAUUUUCGGUGCCACCCAACACCGAUUCGGCGAAUCAACAACCAUUUUCCGACCCGUCACCUCGUCCAGGCGUUUCUUUCCGUGUUCAGUUACAAAAUGGCGGACCAAAACUCCCAUAUGGUUCCGGAGAUAUGGACGAUGGCUAUACGCUCGUCUUCCCGACUAUCGAUGCCUUCCAAGCAUGGCGCGCCCAAGAGGAGGAGGUGAAGGUGGUCGAAUUCGUGAAAGGGGAUACCCAUAUAUCGAAAGCCGUCCCACCGCGGUUCAAGGAACAUACGAAACUGGUUUGCGCGCGACAUAAUCGCAGUGGCCGCAAGAAGUACGUCAAGAAAUUUCCCGAGCGAAAACGCAAAGUCCCGAGCAGAAAGAUCGAAGGUACAGGCUGUCCUGCAUCUAUCAGUUACAAGACCUAUCACGACUCUCCGGAAGUUCGAGUAAUGUACAUCUCGGAUCAUUCGCACGAAAUCGGACCAGCCAACCUCCCAUUCACAAGAAAGGGUCGGAAAAUUAUAAAUGCCCGCAGUAAGAGCAAUGUCGGCGAGCGAGGAAUCGUUGCUCUUGCGGAUACAGCAAGUGCGCCAGCGAGCGCUUCUGGCCCGUCGACCGGGCCUUCCUCCGCCAUAUCCAUGAUUGCUCCCCUUCCACACAUCGCACCCGCUCCUCCAACCACACCUGUAGCUGCACUGGCCGGCACUGAAGAACGGUGGGACCGAAUCGGCGUGCUCUUCCAGAGCAUUAGAGAGAGGGCUCGUGAUUUCAACUUUCCAGCAGAAUCUGUUCAUGCUCUAGAGAGUGUGUUGAUCCGCAUGUAUCUGGAGAGUCCGGUUGCGUCAAGCGCACCACAUCCCAGCGAUGGCGGAGUUGGGCCCGGUGAGGACCCUUAGCUUGGGCCGUGCGAUAUCGUAUCUGUAGUCUAUAAUUCAC
Punctularia strigosozonata HHB-11173 SS5 is the source of this 996-nucleotide messenger RNA. RefSeq lists its product as uncharacterized. The transcript has 3 exons. The coding region runs from base 6 to 956 and encodes 316 amino acids. The record is from RefSeq and is a predicted model, not a curated record. Lineage: Eukaryota; Fungi; Basidiomycota; Agaricomycetes; Corticiales; Punctulariaceae.